Sphaeramia orbicularis (orbiculate cardinalfish) is the source of this 5866-nucleotide messenger RNA. It is a transcript of the gene ubr2, whose product is annotated as ubiquitin protein ligase E3 component n-recognin 2. The transcript is spliced from 47 exons. Lineage: Eukaryota; Metazoa; Chordata; Actinopteri; Kurtiformes; Apogonidae. The record is from RefSeq and is a predicted model, not a curated record. The coding region runs from base 20 to 5410 and encodes 1796 amino acids. Gene Ontology annotation, biological process: protein ubiquitination; ubiquitin-dependent protein catabolic process via the N-end rule pathway. Gene Ontology annotation, molecular function: zinc ion binding; ubiquitin protein ligase activity. Gene Ontology annotation, cellular component: ubiquitin ligase complex; cytoplasm.
CUCAGCAGACAGAGCAAAGAUGGCGGCGGCCGAGGCGGACAGAGAUCCACCGUCCGCUUUACGCGCAGAGUUUCUGAAUUUCUCCGCUAAAGACACCGCGGCGGUGUGGGCGUCGGCCUCCGACCUGCAGCAGGAUGUCUAUCACCACCUGGCCCUCUACGUUCCCAGGAUCUUCUGCCUGGGUCCGAACGUGGGCGGGGCUGGGGCGGAGCAGCGGGAGGAGCAGAGAGAGGAGCAGAGGGAGGAGCUAGCCUGCCAGCUGCUCCUAUUGGCUCCUCUGGAGUGGCUGUUGUUGGGGGAGGAGCCUUCAUCAGGUCUCGCGGGACUCCAGGAGAAGAACCAACCGUCUCACCUGUGUGGUCACGUGUUCAGGGUGGGCGAGCCCACGUACUCCUGCAGGGAGUGUGCAGCCGACCCCACCUGUGUCCUGUGUAUGCAGUGUUUUCUGGGCAGUGUUCACAAAGACCAUCGAUACCGGAUGACCACGUCCGGAGGUGGAGGUUUCUGCGACUGUGGUGACGCUGAAGCCUGGAAGAAAGGUCCUUACUGUCAGAAACACACCCCGAAGGAGUCCAGCCGAUACUCGGAGGAGGACCCCGUAGCUCAGCUUCCUCCGGAAAUGGUCGCCCGUAGUUGCAGUAUCUUCUCCAUCCUCCUGAAGUACGCCGUGGACAUGCUGACCUGGGAUCAGGAGGAUCAGCUGCCUGCAGGACUCCAGCCUCCGGAGCGAGGUGAUACCUACUACUGCAUGUUGUUCAACGACGAGGUGCACACGUAUGAACAGGUCAUCUACACGCUACAGAAGGCCGUCAACUGCAGCCAGAAGGAGGCCGUCAGCUUCGCCACCACCGUCGACAGAGACGGCAGGAAGUCGGUCCGAUACGGGGAUUUCCAGUUCUGCGAACAGGCCAAGUCUGUGAUCGUGAGGAACACCAGCCGGCAGUCGAAGCCUCUGCGAGUCCAGGUGAUGCACUCGUCCGUUGUGGCUCAUCAGUGCUUCGCUCUGAAGGCGCUCAGCUGGUUGGGUCAGAUCAUUCAGUACUCUGAUGGUCUGCGCAGGAUCCUGUGUCAGGUUGGUCUUCAGAAAGGUCCGGAAGGAGAGAACUCAUCACUGGUGGAUCGGCUGAUGCUCAAUGACUCCAAGAUGUGGAAAGGAGCGAGAAACAUCUACCACCAGCUACUGAUGAACAGCCUCCUCAUGGAUCUCAAGUACAAGAAGGUCUUUGCCAUCCAGUUCGCCAAGAACUACAGACGCCUGCAGACAGACUUUAUGGAGGACGACCACGAGCGAGUGGUGUCAGUGACCUCCCUGUCGGUUCAGCUCUUCACCGUCCCGACCAUGAAUUAUGAGCGCUUGCAGAACGACUACGUGAAAGACGACCACGACCGUGAGUUCUCCAUCACUGACCUGUCGGUGCAAAUGUUCACCGUCCCGUCGCUGGCCCGGAUGCUGAUGGUGGAGGAGAACCUGAUGACCACCAUCAUCAGGACGUUUGUGGACCACCUCCGCCACCGAGACCUGCAGGGGCGUUUCCAGUUCGACCGCUACACCGCCCAGCAGGCCUUCAAGUUCGGACGAGUCCAGAGCCUCAUCGGAGACCUCAAGUAUGUUCUGAUCAGCCGUCCAACCGAGUGGAGCGACCAACUCCGACUGAAGUUUCUGGAAGGAGUGGAUGCGUUUCUGGAGCUGCUCAGGUGUAUGCAGGGCAUGGACCCGGUGGUGCGACAGGUUGGACAGCACAUCGAGAUGGAGCCAGAGUGGGAGGCGGCAUUUACUCUGCAGAUGAAACUGACCCACAUCAUCUCCAUGAUCCAGGAGUGGAGCUCCACUGAUGAGCGCGUAUUGAUUGAGGCGUACAAGAAGUGUCUGAGCGCGCUCAGUCAGUGUCAGAGUGGUCUGGCUGACGGCGAGCAGCCAAUCAGUUUGAGCCUGGCAGGUCACAGCGUGGACACGUUCAGGUACCAGGUGUCUCAGGACAAGGUGUCCAUCCACCUGCCGUUGUGUCGGCUACUGGCAGGUCUACAUGUCCUCCUGAGCAGAACCGAAGUGGCCUCCAAAUUCCCAGAACAACUGCCUCUGGGUGAGCUCAGCCCCCCACUCCUCAUCGAACUCCCUCUCCGCUGCCUGGUGCUCUGUGCCCAGGUGCAUGCUGGGAUGUGGAGGAGGAACGGCUUCUCCCUCAUUAACCAGAUUUAUUAUUACCACAACGUGAAGUGCAGAGUGGAGAUGUUUGACAAAGACAUCAUCAUGCUGCAGGCGGGGGCAUCCAUGAUGGAUCCAAACCACUUCCUGAUGAUCGUCUUGAGUCGCUUCGAACUGUUUCACAUUUUCAGCUCAGCAGACUGUAGGAAGAGAUAUAGAGAGGCCAACAAGGAUGUGGUCCAGCAAAACAACACUCUGAUCGAGGAGAUGCUGCACCUCAUCAUCAUGGUGGUCGGUGAGCGCUUCGUGUCCGGCGUCGGCCAGGUGGAGCCAUUCGACGAGGUUCGGAGGGAGAUCAUCCACCAGCUGUCGAUCCGACCGAUGGCUCACAGCGAACUAGUGAAGGCUCUGCCGGAGAACGGGAACAAGGAGACGGGUCUGGAGAGAGUCAUUGACACCGUGGCUUCAUUCAGGAAACCAGGUGUGACUGGGCGUGGCCUGUACGAGCUGCGACCUGAGUGGAACAAACACUUUAACCUGUACUUCCACCACUACAGCCGAGCCGACCAGUCCAAGGCGGAGGAGGCUCAGAGGAAACAGAGGAGACAGAACGGGGAGGACACAGCCUGCCCCCCCCCACCACCACCCCCUCUUUGUCCUCUAUUCGGCAGCCUGGUCAACCUGCUGCAGUGUGACGUCCUGUUGGCUGUAGAGGGCGCUGUGCUGCAGUGGGCGGUGGAGCCCAGCGGAGGAGGAUGGACCGAGUCCAUGCUGCAGAGGGUGCUCCACCUGGUGGGAAUGGCACUGCUGGAGGAGCAGCAGCAGUUGGAGAACAGCAGCACUGAGGAUGACAUCUCCUUCAACUACAUCUGCAAGAUCACACGUCCAGGUGAAGCCCCCAGUACUUCAGGAAGUGUUCUGGCUCUGUUGGAGAGUCUGCAGAAUGCUCCUCACCUGGAGGUCCACAAAGACAUGAUCACCUGGAUCCUGAAGAUGGUAUCAAACAUUAAGACAAUGAGAGAGAGGACAUCGUCCAACUCCUCCGUCACCGUGAGUCCAGGACCAGGAGGACCUGAGGAGGUGGUACGUGACAAAGACAAAGCGGAGAGGAAGAGGAAAGCAGAGAUGGCUCGUCUGAGGAGAGAGAAGAUCAUGGCUCAGAUGUCGGAGAUGCAGAAACAUUUCAUCAACGAGAACAAAGAACUGUUUCAGCAGAGUCUGGAGGAGCUGGAGGCGUCGACAUCUGCCGCAGCAGAGACCAGUUCUCCCAGUUUGGAUCAGUCCAGUGUAUCCCAGGUGUGUGUCGGUCCCAGGAGGCCCGGGGGGGUGGAGCAUCGUCAGCUUGUCACCUGUAUCCUGUGUCAGGAGGAGCAGGAGGUGAAAGGUCACGGCAGGGCCAUGGUCUUGGCAGCGUUCGUCCAAAGGUCGACGGUUCUGUCCAAAAACCGGAGGCGGGUCUUGCCUGGGUCAGACCGGGACCCCCUGUUCAUGAACCCGGACCUGGCUCUAGGGAUCCACACCGCCAGCUGUGGACACAUCAUGCACGCCACCUGCUGGCAGAGAUACUUUGAGGCGGUUCAGCUGAAGGAGCAGCGUCGUCAGCAGCGCCUUCGAGGUCACACCAGUUACGACGUGGAGAACGGAGAGUUUCUGUGUCCACUCUGUGAAUGUCUGAGCAACACCGUGAUCCCUCUGCUGCCACACACCCACUCACCUGACCACAGCGUCAUUCAUACCAGUUUGGAGACGUGGCUUAAGACGACCAGUCAGCAGAUAGCAGCUCUUCAUGCCGCCCACAGAAAGCAGGAAUCUGAAGGUGCUGCAGAGGGGGUGGAGCCUCCUGUACCUGAAGGAUUCAUAGUCGACUUUGUUCCACCGAAGCCGUUCUCCAGCAGCGUCAGCGAGAUGAUCACCACCUUCAGCAUGUCCACGUACAAGGUGGGGUUAAAGGUCAACCCCAACGAGCAGGACCACAGAGUCCCUGUCCUGAGCUGGUCCACCUGUGCCUACACCAUCCAGGCCAUAGAGCGCCUCCUGAUGGACGAGGAGAAGCCGCUGUUUGGAAGUUUACCCUGUCGACAGGACGACUGUCUGAGUUCACUGUGCAGGUUCAGUUCAUCCUGUUGGACGGUGGCUCCACCCACAACUGUUCACAAGCACUUCAUUGGCCUGUUGGCAGCCCUGGUUCCAGACUCUCAGGUAGAAAACACUCCGUGUAUCCUGGACAUCGACAUGUUCCACCUGCUGGUUUACAGUGUAUUGUCUUACAGCUCAGUUCACAGUCUGGACCAAUCAGGACGCAGUGUGGUUGACUCCGCCCACCUCCACCUGCUCCACCUGGUCACAGUGGCUCACAUGGUGCAGAUCCUGCUUAGCUCUACGACAGAGGAGGUGUGCAUGGAGCAGGACAGUGGGGGGUCUGAGGAGGAGGAGCUAACCUGUCAGCUGUACGACUCCCUGAGGACUCACCUGGACGGCGUGCUGCCAGAGGUGUCGUCUGGGUGGCAGCUGUGGCGUUGUGUUAAAGCUGGAGUCACGCCGUUCCUCAGAGCCGCCGCCCUGUUCUUCCACUACCUGAACUCUACAGCGCCACCUGCUGACUUGCUCGUUCCUGGCGUUGGCCAGUGGGAGGCGCUGUGUAGCUACCUCAGUCUGCCCUCCAACCUGCUGCAGCUUCACCACAGCCACCGCGCCGUCCUGGAGCCCCUCAUCCACAGCUGGUGUCGUCAUCCAGGUGUUCACCAGACGCUACGGGGGGGCGGAGUCAUUGUCAGGUUUCCCCGGGAGUCCAAUCGCCUCAUCGAGCUGCCUGAAGACUACAGCGUCCUGAUCAACCAGGCUUCGAGUUUCACGUGUCCUCGGUCCGGGGGGGACAAGUCUCGGGCUCCGACGCUGUGUCUGGUCUGUGGGUGUAUGUUGUGUUCUCAAAGCUACUGCUGUCAGACGGAGGUGGACGGAGAGGACGUGGGCGCCUGCACCGCCCACACCUUCACCUGUGGAGCCGGACUGGGCCUCUUCCUCAGAGUCAGAGAGAGUCAGGUGUUGUUCGUCGCAGGUAAAACAAAGGGCUGUUUUUAUCCUCCUCCAUACCUGGACGACUACGGAGAAACCGACCAGGGCCUCAAGCGUGGGAACCCCCUCCACCUCUGUCCCGACCGCUACAGGAAGAUCGAGCGUCUGUGGCGUCAGCACGGCGUGGCAGAGGUCAUAGGUCACGCUCAGGAGGCCAAUCAGACGCUGGUGGCCAUCGACUGGCAGCACCUGUGACGGGACCCCGCCCCCCUGCAGAGCUUGGCCAAUCAGCUUCUUCCUGCGGCUUCUUUCAGGGAUUUUUCUGGACGUUUGGGUUUGGGUCUGCGGUUGACCUCCGACCUCCAACCUCUGCUUGGCUCACUCCGUCCGCCAACAGGAAACGCAUCAGUACAGUUUAUUUUGUUUUAGUUUUUUUUUUUUUUUUUUAGAGUUUUAACAUUUAAAACCUUUAUUUAAAUAAAACCAAAGUGAAGCCCCGCCCACUCAGCUGACUGACAGCGUUCCCUCCCGUCUCCCACCUUAAGGGGCGGAGCUUAUCAACAUAUCGUAUUGAUUCUGGAUUGGCCGUUUGGUUUGUUUUGGUUGUGAUGUGCGUUUAAUUUCCUGACUGUUGAUAUGUGAAUGACUCUGUAUAAAAGACGACAUGUACAAUAUGUAUAAGAACCACAAUAAACACUGAGAAAAACACCA